AUGACCAGUGAACAACAAAAACGUGUUUUAGUUACUGGUGGUACUGGUCUAGUUGGUUCAGCAAUAAAAUAUGUUAUUGAAAAUGAAUCAAAUAAAAAAAACCAAAAUGAAGAAUAUUUUUUUAUAUCAUCAAGUGAAUGUGAUCUUCGAAAUCGUGAACAAACUGAAGCACUAUUUAAAAAAUAUCAACCAACUCAUGUUAUUCAUUUAGCUGCACUUGUUGGUGGUCUCUUUCGAAAUUUAAGUCGUAAUCUUGAUUUUUUCCGAGAUAAUAUGCAAAUUAAUGAUAAUAUUUUAUAUGUUGCAUAUCAAACAGGUGUUAAGAAAGUUAUAUCUUGUCUAUCAACUUGUAUUUUUCCUGAUAAAACAACUUAUCCAAUUGAUGAAACAAUGAUUCAUAAUGGUGCACCACAUGAUUCCAAUUUUGGUUAUUCAUAUGCUAAACGAAUGAUUGAUGUUUUAAAUAAAGGCUAUGCAGUUCAACAUAAUGUUCAUUAUACAUCAAUUAUUCCAACAAAUGUUUUUGGGCCAAAUGAUAAUUUUAAUAUUGAAGAUGGUCAUGUUUUACCAGGUCUUAUUCAUAAAUGUUAUUUAGCAAAAAAAAAUAAUACACCAUUAAUUAUUUGGGGCUCAGGAAAACCAUUAAGACAAUUUAUUUAUUCAUAUGAUCUUGCAAGACUGUGUUUAUGGGUAUUACGAGAAUAUGAUAGUAUUGAACCAAUUAUAUUAUCAGUUGGAGAAGAGGAUGAAGUAUCAAUAAAAGAAGCCGCUGAAGCUGUAGUUAAAGGAAUGGAUUUUCAAGGUGAAGUUAAAUAUGAUACAACAAAAGCUGAUGGACAAUUUAAAAAAACUGCAAGUAAUAAAAAAUUACGUAGUUAUUUACCAGAUUUUAAAUUUACACCAUUUGAAGAAGCUAUCAAAUAUACUUGUGAUUGGUUUGUAAAAAACUACGAUAAAGCUCGAAAAUAA
Messenger RNA from Rotaria sordida, 969 nucleotides. NCBI's taxonomy places the organism in Eukaryota, Metazoa, Rotifera, Eurotatoria, Philodinida, Philodinidae. The record is from the annotation of a GenBank genome assembly.